AUGAUGAAUCGAUACCAACACCAACACCUACAAACACAUAAUUCGAAUACAAUUCUUCAAUCAAACCAUCACUUUCACUUAACUAGUAGUACAACAACAACAACAUCUGUUCUACAACCACCAAUUGAUACUUAUACAUCGAAUAACAAUUCAAUUAUUGAUAUACAUCAACAAAAUCAUUAUAAUUUACUUGAUGAUAAUUAUAUUUAUAAUCCACCACCAUCCUAUUGUACUAAACAUCAUCAUCCAAUAUAUCGUUCACCAACUAUUUGUACAUUAGAUACUCAACCAUCAUCAGUUUAUGAAACAUAUACAUCACCAUCACCUUCAUCAGCAACAACAACAACAACAACAACAACAACAGCAGCACCAAAUAUUCCAGUAAAUACUUAUGAACAAUUUUGUAUUGAUAAUUCUCAAACAUCACCACCAUCAUCAUCAUCAUGGAUAACAACAACAGCAGGAACUAAUGAAGGAACAAUAUAUCAUCCAAUUCAAUCAUUUGAACAAUGUAAUGUUUAUUUAAAUAAUUCACAAUUAUCUGAACAAAAUAAUUAUCGAGAUUAUUCAUCAAUACCAUUAUCUAAUAAUGAAACAUCAUCUUCAUCAACAUCAUCAUCAUCAUCAUUUAAUAAUCCAUCUCAAUGUCAACAACAACAACAACAACAACAACAACAACAAUAUCGACAUCUUGAACAAUCAUCUAUAGAUGAAAAACCUCUUUCUAUUGUUACUAGUGAAGCAAAAUAUAAAUGGAUGCAAAUAAAACGUACACCAGCUAAAACAGCAGGUAAACCGACUGAUUAUAAUUAUAAUAAUGGUACAUCACUAGUGAAUGGAUCAUCAUCGAAUUCAUUGAUAAAUAAUAAUGCUGGUCGAACGAAUUUUACAAAUAAACAAUUAACAGAAUUGGAAAAAGAAUUUCAUUUUAGUCGUUAUUUAACACGAGCAAGACGUAUUGAAAUAGCAGCAUCACUUCAAUUAAAUGAAACACAAGUGAAAAUUUGGUUUCAAAAUCGUCGUAUGAAAGCAAAAAAACGACAGCGUGAACCUGAUAUUCUUACAUUUGAUUCCAUGUGA
Rotaria sordida is the source of this 1080-nucleotide messenger RNA. NCBI's taxonomy places the organism in Eukaryota, Metazoa, Rotifera, Eurotatoria, Philodinida, Philodinidae. The record is from the annotation of a GenBank genome assembly.